GGCGGAGCUGGUUCUUGACGUCUGCUGACAGAGCCACAGAGCCCACCUCUUCCUGUCGGUGUCAGAAAGGCAACUUCACCAUAUUUAGCUGGCUUGCCGAAGCCCUGCAGAGUUGAUCUGUCAACCAGACUGAAAAUCUUGAUACUUAUCGGCGGAUACAACCCGGUGCUGACAGCUUUAUUCUCGCACCGUGACACACACUAUAGAAGACGACAUCGUUGGGAUACGGUGCUUGGGAAACGGAGCCGUGUCAGCGGCUGUUUUUAAUGCGAUAAAAGUAACCGUCGUCUGACAGAAUUCCAACUAUCCAACUGCCGAGCUAGCCAGCUAGCUAAUUACUGUAGCUACGCUCGCUCGCUUUGCCGUAGAUACGAAUUUAUGUCGUUUCUGUUCAUGUUCAGAUAUCGGUAGGAAUUUAUUUGGACUCAUUGACCCCGCUGUGAUGAUCUCCUGACAGCUCCUCUCGUCCGUUCCUGCCACUUUUCUAACCCUAGCUAGCGAGCUAACUUGGGCUAACUAGCAGGUUUUUUACUGCCUCAGCGUCGCGUUGAGCAAGCAGUAAGUAAGUUAGCUUUCGCCGUGGCAGUGAAAUCCGAUUGGAUACGUUGACCGUGUAUAAACGGCGGCGUGAGGACACGGGGACGCCGAAGAUCCGGCCCCGGCCGGCGAAACGACCGUACCUAAAGGGCCCCUUCUGACAGCCUGCAGGGAGGGGAGCUACAGUAGUAUAGACCGGGGCACCCAGCCACUCAGCGCCGCAGAGGCGUUGCACUGCCGAAGGAGGCACCGGAUUGAACGGAGGAAGAGUACCAGACAUUUGACAACUGUGAUCCGGGAAGUGAACCGGGCAGGGACCUCAUGAAUGGAAAUCGGAACUACAGGAGCCGUUGGGGCCCAGUCCCUGUUCUCCAUGCCUCGGCGGCCUGGCUAUGGCACCAUGGGGAAGCCCAUCAAGCUGUUGGCCAACUGCUUCCAGGUGGACAUCCCCAAGAUGGAUGUCUACCUCUACGAGGUGGACAUCAAGCCUGACAAGUGCCCACGGCGAGUCAACAGGGAGGUGGUGGACUCCAUGGUGCAGCACUUUAAGGUGACAAUCUUUGGGGAUCGCAGGCCAGUCUACGAUGGGAAGAGGAGCCUGUACACAGCCAACCCACUGCCUGUGGCACCCACAGGGGUGGACUUGGACGUCACUCUACCAGGUGAGGGAGGGAAAGAUCGCCCCUUCAAAGUUUCCAUCAAGUUCGUGUCUCUGGUCAGCUGGCACAUGCUCCACGAGGUGCUGACUGGCCGCAGCAUGCCUGAGCCCCUAGAGCUGGACAAACCCAUCAGCACCAACCCUGUACAUGCAGUGGACGUGGUGCUGCGACACCUGCCAUCCAUGAAGUACACUCCUGUGGGUCGCUCCUUCUUCUCUGCUCCAGAGGGUUAUGACCAUCCCCUUGGAGGUGGAAGGGAGGUGUGGUUUGGCUUCCACCAAUCUGUGCGCCCCGCCAUGUGGAAGAUGAUGCUUAAUAUUGAUGUAUCUGCCACUGCCUUCUACAAGGCCCAACCUGUCAUCCAGUUCAUGUGUGAAGUGCUGGACAUCCACAACAUAGAUGAGCAGCCUCGCCCCCUCACAGACUCACACCGGGUCAAAUUCACCAAAGAAAUCAAAGGUUUGAAGGUUGAGGUGACGCACUGUGGAACAAUGCGGAGGAAGUACCGUGUCUGCAAUGUGACCCGUCGGCCUGCCAGCCAUCAAACGUUCCCUCUACAGUUGGAGAACGGUCAGACUGUAGAGCGUACUGUAGCCCAGUACUUCAGGGAGAAGUACAACCUGCAGCUUAAGUACCCACAUUUGCCCUGUCUACAGGUGGGCCAGGAGCAAAAGCAUACCUACUUGCCCCUGGAGGUGUGUAACAUUGUAGCUGGUCAACGGUGCAUCAAGAAGCUGACAGAUAAUCAGACCUCCACUAUGAUCAAAGCCACAGCUCGCUCUGCACCUGACAGGCAGGAGGAGAUCAGCAGGCUGGUGCGCAGUGCCAACUACGAGGCAGACCCCUUUGUGCAGGAAUUCCAGUUCAAGGUGCGCGACGAGAUGGCCCACGUGACGGGGCGAGUGCUACCCGCCCCCAUGCUGCAGUACGGCGGCAGGAACCGCACUGUAGCCACGCCCAGCCAUGGGGUGUGGGACAUGAGGGGGAAGCAGUUCCACACCGGGGUGGAGAUCAAGAUGUGGGCCAUCGCCUGCUUCGCCACACAGAGACAGUGUCGAGAAGAAAUCCUCAAGGGUUUCACAGACCAGCUACGUAAGAUCUCUAAGGAUGCCGGGAUGCCCAUCCAGGGCCAGCCAUGUUUCUGUAAAUACGCCCAGGGAGCGGACAGCGUGGAGCCCAUGUUCAGACACCUGAAGAACACCUACGCUGGACUGCAGCUCAUCAUCGUCAUUCUGCCGGGAAAAACCCCUGUCUACGCGGAGGUAAAGCGUGUGGGAGACACCCUCUUGGGCAUGGCCACACAGUGCGUUCAGGUUAAGAACGUGGUGAAGACGUCGCCUCAGACGCUCUCCAACCUCUGCCUCAAGAUCAAUGUGAAACUGGGAGGCAUCAACAACAUCCUGGUGCCUCACCAACGACCAUCAGUGUUUCAGCAGCCGGUUAUCUUCUUGGGAGCAGAUGUUACACAUCCACCUGCUGGAGAUGGGAAGAAGCCUUCAAUUGCAGCAGUGGUAGGCAGUAUGGAUGCCCACCCUAGCAGGUACUGUGCCACUGUGCGGGUCCAGAGGCCCAGGCAAGAGGUUAUCCAGGACCUGGCCUCCAUGGUGAGGGAGCUGCUCAUCCAGUUCUACAAGUCAACUCGCUACAAACCCACCAGGAUCAUCUUCUACAGGGAUGGAGUUUCAGAAGGCCAGUUCAGACAGGUGCUGUAUUAUGAGCUGCUGGCUAUCCGUGAGGCCUGUAUCAGCCUGGAGAAGGAGUACCAACCAGGCAUCACCUACAUCGUUGUGCAAAAACGCCACCAUACACGCCUCUUCUGUGCCGACCGCAACGAGAGAGUUGGACGUAGUGGAAACAUUCCUGCUGGUACUACCGUGGAUACGGACAUCACACAUCCCUACGAGUUUGACUUUUACCUCUGCAGUCACGCUGGAAUACAGGGCACCAGUCGGCCUUCCCACUACCAUGUACUGUGGGAUGACAAUUGUUUUACCGCUGACGAGUUCCAGCUGCUCACCUACCAGUUGUGCCACACCUAUGUACGCUGCACCCGCUCAGUCUCCAUCCCCGCGCCAGCCUACUAUGCCCACCUGGUGGCCUUCCGUGCCCGCUACCAUCUGGUGGACAAAGAACAUGACAGCGCUGAGGGCAGCCACGUGUCUGGUCAGAGUAACGGUCGGGACCCCCAGGCACUGGCCAAAGCUGUUCAGAUUCACCAUGACACCCUGAGGACCAUGUACUUCGCCUGAGCUACACCAACCCUCCCCAAACCAUUGCCACCCUUAACACACAUCAACACACAGACACAACCAUGCACGCCUGGCUUGCCAGUCAAGGAGUCCUUAUAGGUGCAAGUCUCCCCCCCUCCGCCCCCCGCUCCCCCUUCCCACACACACACAAACACACACACACACACACACACACACUGACACACACACACACACACACACACACACACACACACACACGCCUAGUCAAUCCGGACCUGACACUGUGCAGAGGAAAGCAGGGAGGAAGAAGGGGAGGAGGCACCCCCACACUGGACUGAGGAUGCAAACGCUGCUUUAAAAAUAAGAGAGGAACUCAGCACUAUUAUGCAAUAUUAAACCAGCCAACUAGUUUAUUUCCACCCUUAUCAGGCCCCCUUUUCAUCGCCCCUCUUAUCUGUUUUUCCCAUCUGUCUCCUUUACUUGUGGCCUAGUGGGGUGUUUUCCUUGUUUGUUUUGACUUUUCCUUUCCUAAUGUCUACACUGCAGUUUGGCACAGUCUCUCUUUAUAGUCUACGAAAUCUGCUCCUCUGCCAUCUACAGUACCUCAAGUCAGUUUGAGCAGCAGCACUUUUACAUUCUGUCAGUUUUACUGUAGUAUUUUUUCGUUGUUUCUCCCCAGUGUUUGAAACGAGGGGGAGCAGAGAAGGAAGGGUCAGAUUCUGGAGUUGUUAAGUGGUGUUUUGAUUUGAUUUCUGAAUAUUGUUAUUUCAUUGGACCUCACGUCCUCCCAGUUGCCACUUAUUUUUCCUAAAUUCCUCUUGUUUCCUUUCUUAUUCUGUCACUUUUCACUAGUAUGUGAAAUCACCAGUACUUUGUAUGGAGCGACUUGUUCUUUUUGAGCACACUGCCACCUGUUGGCUACGAGGUAUAAAUGCCCCCUUAUAGUCACUACAAGGAGUUGUUGCCUGUAAGGUUUCAGAUCAGUUUUGAUUUAUCUUAAGAAGUCAACUGUCACAUUUAAACAGGGGCACAGUUUAUAUUGGCUGAUAUAUCAAUUGCUCAAUUGCAGCCAUCUAUGGAUUUUAUUUAAAGUAUAACACUGUUAUUUUAUUCUGGUUGUUAUUUUUCUUCUACAUUAUGUGAAACAUUUUAUGAUUCUAACUUUUUUUUUUUUUUUUUUUUUUUUUUAAUCAUUUAAGCUUAUGUUUUUAAUCUUAGCAAUGGUCAUGCAUUCAUUUCCCUCAGUGCUUUAUCUCACAUUUCCAUCCCUUGUGUUUGAAAUGGUGGGUAAAUAGAGAUCACGUCGAUGGUUUCCUCUAGUGCAAUAAUCAGCUGAACGAAGGGAAGAGGAUUUUAGGGGACAUAAACGACUCAAAAGAACGGUUACAUUUCAUUUGGAAGUGAAUGUCCUCGGGAAAGGAGAAAAGUUUGCCACUUGCAAGGCACUUUUAUGUAUUUCUCCUCUGUGAGAUGAUUGAUCAGCAUGUUCUAUGAAUUUGCCCUUGCUGUUGGGCAAAAAUGGUGCAACUGCAGUUUUGGUGAUUUUUCAUGUUUUUACUUGAACUGAAGGAUUUUAUGCGCCUCUGUGGUUUGAGAAUACUUUAUCAUCAAUGGGCAUAAUCUCAAAAUUCCUGAUCAUCAGUUUGCUAAUGAGGCUGAUUUUCUUAAUUCCUAAGACUGACCCAUUUUGGAGAUCAAAGCUUUUCACCUGAUGACAGCAAAGUGAAGUACAAAGGCCAUAAAGAGGUAGUAUUCAAGUGCCUGGUGGAAGUGUUUAAUGGUCAAAAGCUGCAUAACUUAUUAUGGGGAUCCUGUUUCAGUGGGUAAAAGAAUCAUAGCAUAUUCCAGCGAAUGGGCAGCAUAUUAUAGGUUAAAGUUGUUUUUUUUUGGCAUUUUUGCCUUUAUUGGACAGUGGGCAGCGAAGAGGCGGACAGGAAACAAGGGGAGGGAAAGAUGCAUAUGAAAUGAGACAAAGGUCCCUGGCUGGAACCGAACCAGGGAUGUUGCAGUUAUGUGGCAUGCACAAUGACCAUUCGGCUACCAGGGCACUCCAGCAUAAGAUAGUUUAAAGCAAGAAAGUUUCACCCAAUGCCUCUUAUUCGUCUCAACACCUGUCCACUGACUUUUCUAUACAUCUCAUUGAAAUCAUCCUAAGAUCAAUGUAUUUAUUAUGUUUGCCUACACAGCAGUGUUAGCUGUUGGCUUUGCUUAGGAGCAGCAAUCAAGCAAAGCAGGUUGAGUUGUCUUUUGCUUAAUCUUCACCAUACAUGGAUCCAGCUGCUACAGUGUGUGUACCUAACGGGCCAGGUUCAUGGGCACGGGGUCAGCCUAAUCAUAAAGUGAUUCUUUCAAUAAACUGUUUGUUUCAGUAGAA
Molecule: messenger RNA, 5780 nt
Organism: Thunnus maccoyii (southern bluefin tuna)
Lineage: Eukaryota; Metazoa; Chordata; Actinopteri; Scombriformes; Scombridae
Gene: ago3a
Product: protein argonaute-3
Exons: 19
Coding region: 863-3445 (860 amino acids)
Biological process (GO): regulation of stem cell proliferation; regulatory ncRNA-mediated gene silencing
Molecular function (GO): protein binding; RNA binding
Source: RefSeq, a predicted model, not a curated record